Molecule: messenger RNA, 2660 nt
Organism: Corythoichthys intestinalis (scribbled pipefish)
Lineage: Eukaryota; Metazoa; Chordata; Actinopteri; Syngnathiformes; Syngnathidae
Product: cytospin-A-like
Exons: 15
Coding region: 291-2033 (580 amino acids)
Biological process (GO): actin cytoskeleton organization
Cellular component (GO): filamentous actin; microtubule organizing center
Molecular function (GO): protein binding
Source: RefSeq, a predicted model, not a curated record
GGUGGAGCACCACAAAGUUCCACCUCUUUUUGGACGCAUUAAAAGCGAAGAAGAAGCAGCAGCGCUCAGGGUGCGAGUCAUGCCACUGUAAAAAGCCCGAAUAAUUUCAGCGUGACUGCUGCAUCUCUAAAGCUUUGUACACAUUUGAGCAACAAUGCUCGUCAUGGACGUGGGAUUUUGAGGUCGGGGCGCAGGAGAUCUGCAGAUUUGAGUCGGCCCAGGAAGUGAGACGUGUAGUUGCCAGAUUGGCUCCCUCUUGUGUAGACAUCUUCAUCAAGCCCUGCAUCACAAUGGGGAAUGGGAACUACCGCCCCACAGCAGAUUUCUUCCAAGCUCCGACAAUGCCUUCAGAGGUUGAUCUGUCGGCCAUGGUCAUGUCCUCUGCAGCCUCCUCCUACAGGAUGCGGACAUCCUCAGUCGAAGUGGCAGGGCACCCAUCCCGGUCUAACGCAUUUGUCGUAAAGGACUGUGUGCAGAGGCCGUCUACUCCCUCUGAAUGGGCCGUCUUGAGUGUAGACAGCUCUAAAUCUCUGAACACAAGUUGCGAAGCGGGGGGCCAUGACGAGGCCCCGACAGUAAGAAUGUGCAGCCUGAAUAUGUCAAGGGCAUGGCCUUUGGAGCAAAGCUGGCAGGAGAGGGAUAGCGGACUGGAACCGCAGCCUGCAGCUGAGCAGUCAGAGGAGGAGCAAAGCCACACCCUGCUCGGCCUGAUGGAGCGCAAUCGCACCUCGAUGGGCCUCAGCCUCAAUUCGGAUGUAACUGCGAAAGCUGUAGAACUGGUCAAAGACUUGAUAACUGAGAGAGACAAACUAGCCGAGGAGGUGAACAACCUGCAAGAGACACACAAAAAGGAACUGGUCAAAGACUUGAUAACGGAGAGAGACAAACUAGCCGAGGAGGUGAACAACCUGCAAGAGACACACAAAAAUGAAAAGAUGGAGUGGCACGAGUUGGCGAGAGACCUGCAGGUGGCCGUGUCCGUGGCCGACCGGCUGCGUUUGGAAAAGGAGCAGGCCUUCAACAAGCUCCAAGAGGACCACUUGAGAUUGCAGCAGGAGCUAGCCGAGGUCCGCGAAAGGCAGCUUGAGACGCAGCGAGAGAAGCUGCGGAACACGAACGUGAGCUUCAUAGAAGACAAAAGCAGCCCUGACGAGUGUUAUGAGGUGAAAGCGCACGACUUCAUGGAGAACGUUGAUGUGGUCAGACACGAGGAGUAUGAUGUUAAUGACGAGAAGGACGCAAAAAGAUCACAGCUGACUGCCAGGGGUAUAGGAAAGGUCUACGUGGAUGCUCUGGAGAAGAAAAACGCAGGCGCGCGUGAGCAAAGGAGGAUUGUGAUGUCCUCUGAAAGGAAUAUUUCCCGUAUUCCAUUACCUGUUAACUCUUCCUGUUUUAAAAAUAACUUGAAUAAAACAAGUUCAACAUUGCCACUAUGCAAGAUAGAAGAGCCAACACGGGGGUGGAAGCAGUCUCAUGUUUUGAAGUACCAGGACAGCUUGUCAAACUGUCCAGAAGUGGUACUGGCGACUGUCGAAGAGCCUCAUUCUAAAGCAGAAGUUCUCUCCUAUGCGCCCAGACUGCAAAUGGAUGUCGCAUACACAAAGCCAACUCUUGAGAAACAAGAUGAAGACCCACCCUUAGAUGUCAUCAAACUUUGCGAUGUCCCGCGCACUCAGCAAUGGCCUCGCAGUGGCAUCAAAAUGAGCGACCUGCUUCCUUGGUGUCAAAGUCGCACUGAAGGCUAUCAGUAUAUUGAAAUCUGCGACUUCAACGACUGUUGGAGGGAUGGUUUGGCCUUCUGUGCAUUGUAUCAUUCCUAUCUUCCUAGUCUCAUCCCUUAUAAUAGCCUCGUCCCAGAAGAAAGGGCUAAAAAUUUGGAACUAGCUUUUACGACAGGAGAGUCUGUUGGAAUCCCAGCCACUCUGACCGUGGAUGACAUGUUGAAGCAUGAGACACCAGACUGGCACAAAGUACUCCGUUACAUCAAAAGCAUGUAUUAUCAACUUGAGAAGAGUGAGGAAUCGACAAUAUGAUUUCUGGAGCUGCACACUUCAUGUACCGGCUUCCUUCAUUACUUCCCAGUAUAACUUCGACAGUGUUUAAUUUGAUCUUUUUUCAUGACACUUGUCCCACUGGGUAAGACUUCGCAGUCAGGUUUGUCACACAGAAUGCACACAUCAUCACUUUUUUUUUUUUAAAUGACAAAUACAUAACUAUGACUAAAAUAUCACCUGACCUCCAACUUUCAUGUGUUUUGGCAGGCUUUGAAGCACUGGUUUGCACUACAGUUAUAUAUGAAAAUGAGCACUUUGAUGAAACCUAUUUUGGGGAAGAGGGCACCAUCCACUGUGAUUGUCACAUUGAUUGCUUGCAUGCAGCCAAACUUGAAACAAAACUCGAUUUUUAUGCUAUUUUUUUAAUUCCAUCUGUAUGAGGAACAUUUUAGGCAAGUGUGUGCAUAUUUGUUUUCAAGUUGUUGCCUGAUUACUUAUUGCAAUAAUAAAAGUACUGUAUAUCUGAACACUCACAAUGAAGCAAGUUUUAGUGAUUUCGAGAAAUUGUUAUCAGUUCACAACAAAAAAUAAUUACACGUGUUGGCACAUUCCCUUCAAAAUGUUAAUAAAAGAUUUUACAAAAUCCAUUUGAGAGAGCAAAUUGCA